Molecule: messenger RNA, 3242 nt
Organism: Ruditapes philippinarum (Manila clam)
Lineage: Eukaryota; Metazoa; Mollusca; Bivalvia; Venerida; Veneridae
Product: structural maintenance of chromosomes protein 3-like
Biological process (GO): mitotic sister chromatid cohesion
Cellular component (GO): chromosome
Molecular function (GO): cohesin loader activity; ATP binding; ATP hydrolysis activity
Source: RefSeq, a predicted model, not a curated record
CAUACAUAUUUUGUCCGCGAUAUAAGCUACCCUAUUUACCGCCAUUUGUAAUUUAUGAAAAUGUAAACAAGUAAAUUUUGGUUUUAUCGAAAUCCCUGCUCGCCACCUGAGUUUAGAAUUAAACAGUCAACUUGCAUAAAAUGUAUAUCAAACAGGUUAUUAUUCAAGGUUUCAGAAGCUAUAGAGAGCAAACUGUUGUAGAACCUUUCAGCAGUAAACAUAAUGUGAUAGUUGGAAGAAAUGGAUCUGGAAAAAGUAAUUUUUUCUAUGCUAUCCAAUUUGUUCUGUCUGAUGAAUUUAGCCAUCUUAGACCAGAACAGAGACAGGCAUUGUUACAUGAAGGAACAGGUCCAAGAGUUAUCUCAGCUUUUGUAGAAGUUAUCUUUGAUAACUCCGAUAACCGUAUACCUAUUGAUAAAGAUGAGGUGGUGUUACGUCGAGUUAUUGGCUCAAAGAAAGAUCAGUAUUUUCUGGAUAAGAAAAUGGUCACUAAAGGAGAUGUAAUGAACUUAUUAGAAAGUGCUGGCUUCUCCAGGAGUAAUCCAUACUACAUUGUGAAGCAAGGAAAGAUCAAUCAGAUGGCAACAGCUCCCGAUUCACAGAGGUUAAAGUUGUUAAGGGAAGUGGCAGGAACAAAAGUAUAUGAUGAAAGGAAGGAAGAAAGCAAAGAUAUUCUCAGGGAAACAGAGGGUAAAAGAGAGAAAAUAAACGAUUUGCUGAAAUAUAUUGAGGAAAGACUGGCCACAUUAGAAAAUGAAAAGGAAGAGCUGAAAGAAUAUCAAAAAUGGGACAAGAUGAGAAGAUCACUAGAAUACACGAUACACGACCAUGAGUUACGCGACACUAAGAAGAAACUUGACGAGCUUCAGGAGAAAAGAGAUAACAGUGGAGCACAGUCACAAAAGUUCAGAGACCUUCAACAAGCCGCCAAUGAUAAAGUCAAGUCAAUCAACAAAGAUCUGCGCGAGUUGAAGACACGUAUGCAGACAGUGUUUGAUGAGAAGGAACAACUUCAGACUGAGAACCAAGAACUCACCAAACAGAAAGCUAAACUUGAACUCACCAUUAAAGAUAUACAAGAUGAUCUAGAGGGAGAUGCCAAAGCAAAGAAAAAGUUGGAGGAAGAUUUGAGAAAGGUGAAUGAGAAAAUUGCUAAGACACAGACAUCUUUAGAGAACAUAACACCUCAGUAUGAAUCUUUGAGAGACCGUGAAGAGGAUGUGACCCAACAGUUACAAGCAUCAGAACAGAGGAGGAAAGAGUUAUAUGCUAAACAAGGGCGUGGCAAUCAGUUUACUUCCCGAGAUGAGAGGGAUAACUGGAUCAAGAAUGAACUCAAAUCCCUUAACAAAGCUAUCAAAGACAAGGAAGAACAGAUUAGAAAGUUGACAGAAGACACUGGGCAAGAAGAAAAGAGAAGGGAUAUGCUGGAAACAAGAAUUACAGAAAUUAAUCAAAAAGUUGAACAACAUAAAGACAUUAUCGAAACAAACAACAAAAGUUAUAAUGAGAUGAAGGCCAAGAAAGAUGAACUGCAAAAUGAAAGAAGUGCAUUAUGGAGAGAGGAGAACGCAUUACAACAAACACUUGUAUCUCUUAGAGAUGAACUAACCAAAAAAGAGCAAGGUCUGCGAUCAAUGACAGGAAAGGCAACAUUGAAUGGUAUCAGCAGUGUUCAGAAAGUUCUACAGUCGUUCAGGGACCGUAACAUUAACCAAGAUCUCAUUAACGGAUACUACGGGACGCUCAUCCAGAUGUUUGAAUGUGACAAAACAUUCUUCACAUGUGUAGAGGUCACCGCUGGAGGGAGGUUAUUCCAUCAUAUAGUAGACAGUGAUCAGACAGGUACAGCUAUUUUGAAGGAGAUGAAUAGACAACAUUUACCAGGGGAGGUAACUUUCAUGCCUCUUAACAGAUUAGAUAACAGGGACACAGUCUAUCCAGAAACUAAUGAUGCCAUUCCUAUGAUAAGCAAACUCCGUUACGAUGAUAAAUACAGUCCUGCGUUGAAACAUGUCUUCUCUAAAACUCUAAUCUGCCGAAGUAUGGAAGUGGCCACACAGAUAGCUAGGACUCAGAACCUUGACUGUAUUACACUUGAUGGUGACCAGGUAUCAAGAAGAGGUGCUCUUACAGGUGGUCACUAUGACAACCGAAGAUCUAGACUUGAUCUCCACAAAUCAAAGGAAGAAUAUGCACAAAAGGUUGCCCAACAAGAUAGCCAGUAUUGUGAGCACAAGAGUAAGCUAGAGGAGAUAGAGGGACAGAUCAAUAACCUUGUGUCCGAGAUGCAGAAAAUGGAGACAAGAAAUAGCAAGAACAGGGACAACUUUGAGAAGAUGAAAGCUGAUGUGAGGCUUAUGACAGAAGAGUUAAAGAACUUACAGAAAACUCAACCAGGCAAAGGAAAAAGUGUAGUCAACUUACAGAGUAGUUUAGAAGCCAUGAAGGGAACUGCCCUGUCACUGAAGGAAGAACUGGGAACCGAUCUCCUGUCUCAGCUGAGUGUAGAAGACCAGGAGGAAAUGGAUAAACUGAAUGAUCAAAUCAAAACUCUUACCCAGCAAAAUAAAGAUUCACUCAAGGAAAGAAUAAAGCUUGAAGGUGAGAAGAACAAACUUGAGAACUUGCUGCAAAACAACCUGAUGAAGAACAGGGAGCGUAUCUUAGGGGAGAUGCAGGAGGAGGCUGUGAUGAACCGGAAAGAGAGACUGACAACCUCAGCUGAAAGUCUCGGUAAAGUUGACCAGAGACUCAGUGAAAUAAAAAAUUCUAUGAAAGAUUUGGAAGAUAAUUUAGAAAAGUUGAACAAAGAACAAAAGGAACUGCAAAAUAAUAUAGAAUACUGGAGGGGUCAGGAGAAAGAGAUGCAGGAUAAACUAGGAGAAGAUUCUAAGGAACUGGAUAAGAUGACAAAUAAACAAACUGUUCUUCUUAAAAAGAAAGACGAGUGUAUGAAGAAGAUAAGAGAGUUGGGAUCUCUACCCAGUGAUGCUUUUGAGAAAUAUCAGAAUCUGGGAUCUAAACAGCUGUUUAAAAAGUUGGAUCAGUGUAAUGCUGAACUUAAAAAAUACAGCCAUGUUAACAAGAAAGCCCUCGAUCAGUUUGUCAACUUCACUGAACAGAAAUCUAAACUCAUCAAGAGAAAAGAAGAGCUGGACAGAGCCCAUACUUCUAUUCUUGACCUAAUGAGUGCUCUUGAUCAUCGGAAAUAUGAAGCUAUCCAGCUAACAUUUAAACAG